AUGGUUGCUCAGCCACCAAGCACUGCGGCCAGACAAGAGUCAGCCCCACAACCAUCCGGGCAAAGACCUACGCCCACAGCAUGUGUCGAAGUCAAGGAGUUGCUUGAGAGGCAGGAUGAUACCACCCGGAUCACCAUUACUCAGACACUCCCCCGGACCUUGAGCACCCGAACCGCAACUGUGACACUUCACGGUGGUAUUCCAACAGAGCCGCCUCCACGUUCAUCCGAAGGCAUCAGCAACCAGCAGCUUGGGGCAAUCAUCGGCGAUGAAGACUUUGUGGACGACAAAUUUCCGCCACCUUCUCCAGAUUCUGGGCCUCCAAGACCCCCUCCCACAUACUCGAGACCCCCACCAGGUCCGAUACAUUCCAGGACAUCGCCUACUUCGGAGAAUCCCAAGUCACCUACGUCUUCAGGCCCAGGGCAUAUACCUCAUCCUCCAACAGCUCCAGUGUCAACAAAAUAUCCUUCCAGAGGUGCUCCUACGGCAGGCAGCCAGAGGCCGUCGACAAACCACUCAGCAUCAUGGGUGCCACCAUCCAUCGACAGAUCUGGCGCCUAUCCAGCUCAAUCACAGCCUAACUUUACGCUCCCCUCCAGGUCAAGGCCUCCUUCCACUUUUCAGUCUGGUCCGUUGAAUUACGGCGUCACGGCGACGCCCCGAGGCGGACCAUUGAGAACAGGCACUGCUCCCACACCCGCGCCCAGCGUUUAUAUUCCAAUCCCACCUCCACCUCAUCGUCCCAAGAUUAUCACAGCUGAUCCGAAAAGGAAAUCGGGAUCCUCGAGCAAAACCAAACAUGCGCCUGGCUUUCCUGGUCACGGUCGUCCGGGAAUGAUUUCAUCCAUUGGCAACACCCCUCGAGUUACGACAUCUUUUCAACAACCUCCAACACCGGUACUGCCGGCACCCUUCAGCGGGCUACACGGGGAGAAAAAGACGGUCAAGUUUCCUGACGUCCUGGAAGAGUCAAUUCCCGAACUCCCCAUCGAGUCUGACCCACCAUCACCCGAGCGUGAGAAAGGGAGCAAAAAGUCAACACCAACUCCACCAUCACCGGAACAAAAUCAUCAUUCGAAUGGCAGGGGAAACUCCACUUCUCCUGAGCCCCAAAAUGACGAUCACCCUAAUUUUCCAGAGGAGACGGCUGAGUCAACACCCAAGUCCGAGGUCGCAGAUGAGGCCAACGGUCAGACAAGCGCUCCCGUCGAAUCUCCAUCGGGCAUGAAAAGCCCUGCUACUGGUUCACAGUCAAGAGUCCCAUCGCCUGAAAUUAUCAACGUCGACCAAGAGCCCCCAUUGGAAGGGUUGGCUGAACCUGUAUCCAAAUCUGACGAUGCUGAGAAGGUCAACGCUCAGCCAAGCACCCCAGCAAGUCCCCGAUCAGGAUCACAGAAUCCUCCCUCUGGUGCCCAUCCGAUAACUCAAUCGCCUACAGUCGUUAACGUCAACCCUGAACCUCCGCUCCACCAGGACUCGGGAUCAGUGAAACACACUGUGAAGCAUAGCAAGCCUAGAGCCCCCAACACUCUCAAAAGUUUCCUCGAGGGUAAACCAAGAAGCCGAAGGUCCAGCUUCAGCGUCGCAAGUCACGCACAAACAGGCAAGAGUUACACCCGCCAGGCUCCUGUGACUUACUCCUCUUAUUCGCAUUUCCAGCCGCCUCCAGCUCCGCCAACGACCCCAUUUCGACGCGCACCACCUCUCCCUAGUGAUAGUUAUUACUACGGCCGGGAAGACAUCCCGCAUAAUCCUCCUCCUCCUCCAUCAACUCACGCGGCAGAGGUGAUUAUGACUGAACACGCCGAGUUGCCUCAACCAACGCCCGUUCGGGCCGCUGGUCGAGAAGGGCGCCAGAGGAACAAGAAAAAGAACAAGAACAAGGCCACGUUUACGAUCACGACUAGAGCACUUAUUUACUUUUCCGGGAGGGAGGGCGAGAAAGACAAUAGGAAACGGUCGCCGAGUCGGCGAAGACAAUAUGAAAAGGAUGGCUAG
Colletotrichum destructivum is the source of this 2001-nucleotide messenger RNA. RefSeq lists its product as uncharacterized. NCBI's taxonomy places the organism in Eukaryota, Fungi, Ascomycota, Sordariomycetes, Glomerellales, Glomerellaceae. The transcript is spliced from 3 exons. The record is from RefSeq and is a predicted model, not a curated record. Bases 1 to 2001 code for a protein of 666 amino acids.